AUGCAGAUCUUCGAAAGCGUCCAUUUUGACGACGUUAUGCCUGGCCUUCUUCGCCGUGAGAUGAAUAUAUUCACGGUCUCAUUGUUCCCUCCUACCCUCCUGGUUGCCCACGAGGACGGGAACCCCCCAAGAAGAGGGUCUGUAGAUGAACCUGCGUUCCAUACUUUCUUCUGCUGGCUCGCCAAUCGGAGUCCUUCGCGAAAGAUUUUUCUGCUUCUCGGUCUGCUCUUGCUGGGGGCCGCGACCGUGAUGCUCAGUCUUGGAACAGACAUUCAUGUUCUAGUCGUGAGUUGGUUCUUUCAGGAUCUCUACGCCGCUAUCAUAUAUACCGGCGGACUGGUUCUUGUAAAGGAUACGGUUGGCCUUGAUGAGAUCGGGAAAUGGAUGGGCUUCGUGCUGUCAUUCGCAAACGCAGGAUUUCUCAUAUUGCCAACUCUGGGAGGACUCAUUUACGGCAAGCUGGGCGCCAAUGCUAUCUUUCUUACCAUGGGAAUCAAUGUUAUGCUCGAUAUUAUACUCAGGCUUGGUAUGGUGGAGAAGGCCGUCCCUACCCUUGUUGCUCCGUUGAUCGGGAUGCUCGCGGACAGGUAUGGUCCUCGUUGGGUUGCAGCCGCAGGAUUCACGCUAGCCUCAGUGAUGCUAGCCUUGUUGCCUGAGGUCACCCGUAAUAGUGCUGGCCAGAUAGCACUUCUAUGCGUGCUGCUCACGGUUCUUGGUAAGUUUGUGCGGUCGGAGGAUUCGUGCUCAUUGAAUGAACUUAUGACAUGCUUCGCGUUUUCUCUCACUAUCCCGCCGCUGGCGGCUGAUUUGGCGUCCGCUGUCGAACACAUCAUUGGAGAAAACCCAGAGAUCGGAGGCGAAGCAGGAGGCUAUGGGCAAGCCUUUUACCUGCUCCAUUGUGGCACAUCGACAGAAGUGCUAACAGGUCCGUCGCCGGCUGGGUUCUUUCACGAUACGUUCGGAUGGAGGGUAAUGGGCUGGACUUUGCCGGUGCUGAGUGCAUCAGCUGUUUGGCCCAUAGCAGCGUUCACCGGUAAUCAAGAGAGCGGUAGCAGAGAAGAUCUUAACGUGGCAUGA
Messenger RNA from Letharia columbiana, 1077 nucleotides. RefSeq lists its product as uncharacterized. Gene Ontology annotation, molecular function: transmembrane transporter activity. Lineage: Eukaryota; Fungi; Ascomycota; Lecanoromycetes; Lecanorales; Parmeliaceae. The record is from RefSeq and is a predicted model, not a curated record. The transcript is spliced from 6 exons. Gene Ontology annotation, biological process: transmembrane transport. Bases 1 to 1077 code for a protein of 358 amino acids.